AUGACACGGAAACCAAUCAUCGGUUUGCUGGGCGGAGGCCAACUGGGCCAGAUGCUAUGUCAAGCCGCUGCGCCUCUGGGGAUAACUGUCGCAGUGCUGGAUGCCGAAGACUGCCCUGCGAAACAGAUCAACCACAACAAACUACACGUCACUGGGUCUUUCAAGGACCCCGAGAAGAUCAGGCUCUUGGCUUCGCGAUGUGAUGUGCUCACCGUUGAAAUCGAGCAUGUCGACACUGGAGUGCUCGAAGAAGUCGCGACAACAGGUGUCGAGGUCCCCACAGCUGAUGGCAAAGGCAAGACCAUGAAGAAGGUCCCCGUGCAUCCGUCCUACAAGACGAUACGCUUGAUCCAAGACAAGUACCAGCAAAAGGAGUAUCUUGCCAAGAACGGGCUACCAGUCGCUCCCCAGAUGGCUAUCGAGUCUGGAGAUGGUCGUGUCGAGUCACUGAAGCUAGCCGCCUCCAGGUUUGGGUUCCCAUUCAUGUUGAAAGCUAGCAAGGGCUCCUACGAUGGCCGUGGGAACUUCAAAGUCCGAAGUCCUGAGGAUUUCAAGACUGCGGUUGAGGAAAUGGGCGAUUACCUCUAUGCUGAGAAAUGGGUUCCCUUUGAGAUGGAGCUCGCCGUGAUGGUGAUGAGGACAGAAGACAACAACGGCAGACUAAAGGCAGUCUACCCCUACCCUGUCGUCGAGACCAUCCACGAGGAUUCGAUAUGUACCAAAGUCUUCUACCCACCCCGUAAUGUUUCUGAGGAGGUCAAGGAAAAGGCCCAGAAGGUGGCAUGCGAUGUUGUUGCUAGCCUUUGGGGAAGAGGCGUAUUUGCUGUCGAGAUGUUCCUAGUCGACAGACAGGUCAUCGUCAAUGAGAUCGCUCCACGCCCUCACAACUCCGGUCACCUUACAAUGGAGAUGGUACCACAGAUGUCUCAGUUCAAGGCACAACUACAUGCUGUCCUGGAUGAAGUACCGGAAAACGGCUUGACUCUCACACCAAGGGUUCCUAGCGCGAUCAUGUUGAAUAUCCUUGGUGGAGCAAAGCCGACUUCACACGACAGAUUCGUCGACCUUGCCAACGGGUCAUUCGAUCAAUACACCGAUGUAUACGUCCAUCUAUACGGCAAGGAGUCCAAGCCAGGUCGCAAGAUCGGCCAUGUUACGGCGACCGGCUUCUCAUCAGUGGACCAGUUGUCUAGCCGAAUCAGUCCGCUCAUCAAAUGCAUGGACGAGAUUAGAGCGGAGCGGAUCGGAUCAAGGGACGCGAUACAAGGAUUGAAUACCCCACAGCUCAAAGGUGUACCGCUUGUAGCAGUCACAAUGGGUUCUGACUCGGAUUUGAAAACCGUGAGUGCCGGGCUUCAGAUCUUAGACGAUUUCGAAGUCCCUUUCUCGAUUCGAAUCACAUCUGCCCACCGCACACCACGCGAGAUGAUGAUGUUCGCAGAGGAAACUGCCAGGUCAGGAUGCAAGGUGAUAAUUGCAGCUGCCGGCGGCGCUGCUCAUCUACCAGGAAUGCUGGCCAGUGAAGUUCACAUACCAGUGAUUGGGAUUCCCAUAAAGGCCAGUGUACUAGAUGGCAACGAUUCGCUACUCUCGAUCGUCCAGAUGCCACGUGGGAUUCCGUGCGCCACUGUCGGCAUAGGCAACUCGACCAAUGCGGCCCUCCUUGCCAUUCGAAUACUGGGCACCACGUUUCCCGAGUACGCCGGUAAGAUGAAGAGAUAUCAGGAGAAGUUGCGGACCGAAGUCAUCGCCAAGGACGAGAAGCUGGUCUCAACUGACUGGAAGGCGUAUUUGGAAGGCAUGAGGAAUUGA
Molecule: messenger RNA, 1812 nt
Organism: Anthostomella pinea
Lineage: Eukaryota; Fungi; Ascomycota; Sordariomycetes; Xylariales; Xylariaceae
Source: the annotation of a GenBank genome assembly